Molecule: messenger RNA, 844 nt
Organism: Cariama cristata (Red-legged seriema)
Lineage: Eukaryota; Metazoa; Chordata; Aves; Cariamiformes; Cariamidae
Gene: MTAP
Product: methylthioadenosine phosphorylase
Exons: 7
Biological process (GO): nucleoside metabolic process
Cellular component (GO): cytosol
Molecular function (GO): S-methyl-5-thioadenosine phosphorylase activity
Source: RefSeq, a predicted model, not a curated record
AUCGGAAUUAUUGGUGGAACUGGCCUGGAUGAUCCGGAUAUCUUAGAAGGAAGAACAGAAAAAUAUGUUGAUACUCCUUAUGGCAAGCCAUCAGAUGCUUUGAUAUUGGGCAAGAUAAAAAAUGUGGACUGUGUGCUGUUGGCAAGACAUGGAAGGCAUCAUACAAUUAUGCCAUCGAACGUCAAUUACCGUGCCAAUAUCUGGGCAUUGAAAGAAGAAAAUUGUUCGCAUGUAUUAGUGACUACUGCCUGUGGUUCAUUACGAGAGGAAAUACAACCUGGUGAUCUUGUCAUAAUUGACCAGUUCAUUGACAGGACAACUAAAAGACAUUGUACUUUAUAUGAUGGGCAGCAUUCCACUCUUUCAGGAGUAUGUCAUAUUCCAAUGGCAGAGCCAUUCUGCACCAAAACCAGAGAGGUUCUUAUUGAGACUGCCAAGAAGCUUGGGGUCCAGUGUCAUUCCAAGGGGACAGUGAUCACAAUUGAAGGCCCACGUUUCAGUUCUCGAGCAGAAAGCUUGAUGUUUCGCAGCUGGGGAGCUGAUGUUAUCAACAUGACCACAGUGCCUGAAGUGAUUCUUGCGAAAGAAGCUGGAAUGAGUUAUGCUAGUAUUGCCAUGGCAACAGAUUAUGACUGCUGGAAGGAACAUGAAGAAGCAGUUUCAGUGGAUAAAGUUUUAAAGACGCUGAAAGGGAAUGCAAAUAAGGCUACUAGCAUACUCCUUACUGCUAUACCUCAGAUAAGUUCGAUGGAAUGGACCAGCACCCUGCAUACCCUGAAAACAACAGUGCAGUGUUCGGUCAUCCUGCCAAAGCAAUGACAACCUGGAUGGACCUUGAAGUUUG